Messenger RNA from Cimex lectularius (bed bug), 3264 nucleotides. RefSeq names its product DNA repair endonuclease XPF (gene mei-9). NCBI's taxonomy places the organism in Eukaryota, Metazoa, Arthropoda, Insecta, Hemiptera, Cimicidae. The record is from RefSeq and is a predicted model, not a curated record. The coding region runs from base 361 to 2871 and encodes 836 amino acids. Gene Ontology annotation, molecular function: single-stranded DNA endonuclease activity; damaged DNA binding; single-stranded DNA binding. Gene Ontology annotation, biological process: resolution of meiotic recombination intermediates; nucleotide-excision repair involved in interstrand cross-link repair; double-strand break repair via homologous recombination. The transcript has 19 exons. Gene Ontology annotation, cellular component: nucleotide-excision repair factor 1 complex.
GAAGGGGGAUGCUGAUUUGUACAUUUCUGAACGAGUUGAAACGCCAACGUACGAAAUCGACAGUUACUGCCUUCACUCUGCUACUUGCGGUGUAGAUGUCAUCGAUAUUCCGUCAAGCUUUGCUCGACCAGUAGGAAUUGGGGUUUACGGCCAUCCAUCACAUGAUGAAAGUGAUUUCAUUCUUGAAGUAAAGCUUACAGAAGAUCAAUAUGAACACUCAUCACCUGCAAAUGAAAGAGAUGAAAGCCAAAAAGAACACAUAUUAGAAGAGGAUUUAGAAGAAGAAGACGAAGAUAGGCCUUACUACAUUUCCACAUUUUUACUGACAUUUAUUGACGUAGUGCUUGAUAUAUUUUUGCUAUGACAGAAAUGUUGGAAUUCGAAAAUCAAAUGCUUCUUGAUGUUAUAACUGGGAAUAACCUUCUCAUCGCAGCCAAAGGGCUAAGCAUCGAAACUGUUAUAUUAAAUUUAAUCAAAGUGUACUGUGAUCCUGGAAAUUUAGUCUUGAUACUUGGAGCUACUGUAGAUGAGGAACAGCAUUACAUUUCCCAGCUAGAAAGCAUGGGUGUAAAUCCUUUACCUAAGGUUAUAUCUUCAGAUAAUUUAUCAGGGAACAGGGAAGAACUUUAUCUCUCUGGUGGUGUAUAUUUCAUAUCCUCGCGCAUACUAGUUGUCGAUUUUCUUAAGAAACGUUUACCAGUGCCUAACAUCACCGGCAUGAUGGUACUCAGAGCACACAAAAUAUUAGAAAAGGCACAGGAUGCUUUUGCAUUGCGGUUAUACAGGCAGAAAAAUCAUACCGGUUUCAUAAGUGCUUUCUCACGAUCACCACAAACUUUCUCAUCAGGUUUAAUGAAGCUCGAACGUAUAAUGAAAUCUCUAUUUGUAAACAAUUUAAUUCUUUGGCCAAGGUUUCAUGCCACCAUCACAAUGUCUUUGAAGGAACAUCAGCCUGAAGUAAUAGAAUUACACAUAGACAUGACCCAUUCGAUGAAAACGAUACAAGCAUCUGUUCUUGAUUGUGUUGACUUUUGUAUAAAAGAAAUUAAAAGAGUCAACCCGAUGAUUGAAACAGACGAAAUAACGGUGGAGAACGCCCUGUCUAAAAGUUUUUACAAACUACUUCAAAUUCGACUGGAUCCGAUUUGGAACCAGCUUAGUGGAAGGACUAAGCAGUUGAUCGCUGAUUUAAAAACUCUAAGAUCAAUUUUAGGCUAUUUAACCCAGUCGGAUUGCAUUCGUUUAUAUAAUUUUCUCUCAACCCUUCGUACCAAGGAAUACACCAUGAAAUCAGGUGGCUGGAUGAUUCUCGAUUCAGCUGAAGCAAUUUUCGUCACCGCAAAAAGUCGCAUAUACGAUUCUAAACAAUGUCUAAAGCCAGAACACAAUCCAAAAUGGAGGACGUUGAAUGAGGUGUUAUUAGAAGUUCAGAACCACGAUAAAGUGUCGAAUAACCAUUCGACCGUUUUAGUUCUUGUAGAAUCGCCAUCAACUGUCAAACAGCUUAAACAAGUAUUAACAAUGGGGCCUGAUGAUAUGCUCAAUUAUUGGUAUUAUCGUUUAAUUGGAGAAAAAUCUGGUAGUAAAGAUAGUAAAGAGGAUAACAGUGAAAACGAUGAAGAAGAUGAUUAUUUGAAUGAUGUUGAAACUAUAACGCUAACACAAAAAGUCGAUUCUGAGUGUGACGGCAACACUACUUUUACCGAAUGUCCUGAGUCUGAAAUUGAAGAAAUUCAGGAUCCCGUUAUAGUUAUACAGCAGUUUAAGAAAGAUCAGGAUGGUUUAUUUUUACCUAAAACAUUAAAAAGGCUCAAACCAACUGCUAUAGUUAUGUACGAUACUGACAUAAGUGCCAUUCGACAAAUUGAAAUUUAUCAAAGGGCUUUUUCUGAAAAACAAAUCAAGGUGUACUUUUUAAUGUAUGAUGAGUCUGUCGAUGAACAGACAUACCUGAGCGGUUUGAGAAAAGAGAAAAUGGCUUUUGAGAAACUAAUUUCAGAAAAAUCGACUCUUGUCAUAGAAGAAUUACUACCCGGGGAAGGUAUACAAACUUUGAGCCCAGUUAAGAAAAGUACGAGGGAAGGAGGGGCACAGCCCGUUAUAGUCACCCCUAGGAUUAUAGUCGACAUGAGAGAAUUUAGAAGUGAAUUGCCUUCAUUACUGCACAAAAGGGGAAUUGAUAUUGAACCAGUAACAUUGCAGAUUGGCGAUUACAUUUUAACACCUGAGAUGUGCGUGGAACGAAAAAGUGUGAACGAUUUAAUUGGUUCCUUAAAUUCGGGUCGGCUCUAUACACAAGCGCUCGCCAUGACCAGGCAUUAUGCAAAACCGAUUCUUUUGAUAGAAUUUGAUGAAAACAAACCAUUUGGAUUACAGGGUCGAUAUUUUUUAAGUAAUGAUAUGUCUUCGAAUGAUAUUCAAUCGAAACUUCUUUUACUUACACUCCACUUUCCUCGGCUUAGAAUAGUGUGGUCACCGAACCCGUUUUCCUCUGCUCAACUGUUUCACGAAUUGAAGGAAGGUAAAGAGGAGCCCUGCUCAACUACUGCAGCAUCGAUAGGUGUUGAAGAUGCUCCUCUUGAAGAUGAACGUCUCGAUAAAUACAAUAUUGGUAUUCAGGACUUUGUCGCAAAAUUACCAGGGGUUAAUUCAAAAAAUAUAAACCAACUGUUAAAUAAAGGAAAGUCUCUCUCUCAUCUUUUAACACUAUCGAAGGAGGAAAUAUUUGAAAUAUUAGGGAAUAAAGUAAAUUCCGAGUUAAUUUACAACGCUCUCCAUAAGCCUGUCAAACCUAACGUCGAUGGUGGAUCUACGAACAAUUUCAGAGCGAAAGGAAAAGGGAGGCCUUUCAGAAUACGAGCUCAUCCUUAAAAAGGAAGCCAAAUUUCGAGGCCAACAUAAAUUUAAUGUUAAUCAAUAUUGAAUUUUCACCAAAAAUAUUUUUUUUUUUUUUACAAAAGUUAAGUAAUUUAUAUGAACAAUUUAUUGUGAUAUUCUUACUGUAAUAUCAUCAUUGUAACUAAUUAAUUAUAAUUAUUUAAAAAAAAUUUUUUUUUCGUAUAAUUUAGUUGAUGUGUUAUUAUUUGUAUAACUGUGUUAUAUUAAUUUUUAGAGUUGUUACUUUGUAAAAAUUAUCAUAAUCGUGUUACUUGAUCAUAAUGUAUGAUUCUAUCAAGAGAACAAUUUUCUGAACGGGGCAGAUAAAAAAAACUGUAUAUUCGUAUUUUUCCCUGAAUAAAAUUUUGGUGAAUAAAAAAGUUAAAA